AUGAUGUGUGUCACAGUUUGCAGUAGUGGUAACGAGAUGAAGACUGUCCUUAUAUUGACAGGGUUCAUUGCCCUGGUGAAGGGAGGAUCCCUUCCUCACGAAAAUCUUAAAACGAAGUGUGUUGAAGAGCCGUUUAUUGGGCGUCAGAAACAAAUUUUGGCCCUUUUUGAACAUUCAGAACAAUUGGACAUCCACUCUGAAUACUAUCAACUUGGUCAAUAUUACAAUAUUGAGGCUAACAUUGAUAAUUACAGCAACAAAGACGCUGUUAAGGAAUUCUUGAUAUUAUUCAAAGCAGGUUUUCUGCCAAAAUAUCAUAAAUUCUCCGUUUUCUACGAAAGGAUGAGGAAUGAAGCCGUCGCCAUGUUUUAUAUGAUGUACUACGCUAAAGACUUCGACAUCUUCUAUAAAACUGCAUCGUGGGCAAAAAUACACAUGAAUGAAGAACAGUUUUUAUAUGCCUACUACAUCGCCGUGGUUCAAAGAGGAGAUACUACUGGCAUCAUUCUUCCAGCUCCCUAUGAAAUUUACCCGCAGUUUUUCUUCAACAAAGAAGUUUUGUUAAGAAUGUACCGUACCAAAAUGCAGGGGGGUGUGUUCAAUGAUGAGGCUGCAGCCUAUUACGGUAUUGUGAAAGAGAAUAACUCAUAUAUAUACUACGCCAAUUAUUCCAACGGCUUAACUUAUCCAAACCAGGAGCAAAAGCUGUCAUACUUUACUGAAGAUAUUGGCUUGAACUCAUACUACUACUACUUUCACACACACAUGCCUUUCUGGUGGAAAAUUGAAAAACUGAGUAUCCUAAAGAAUCGCACCGGUGAAUUUUUUUUCUACUACUAUCAGCAAAUUCUAGCACGGUAUUAUUUGGAGCGUCUUACAAAUGGAUUAGGAGAAAUUCCUGAGUUCUCGUGGUACUCUAAAUUUGAAACUGGGUACUACCCACAAUUGACAGGAAACUUUCUGCCUUUCACCCAAAGAAGUAAUGAUUAUGAAAUACAUAAUGAAAACACCUACGAUUACAUUCGCUUCCUAGAUGCCUAUGAGAAAACAUUUUCGCAAUUUCUUCAAAAAGCAGAGUUUAAAUCUCCUGAGAAACAACUGAACUUCAUUGGAAAUUAUUGGCAUACGAAUUCCAAUUUAAACGACGAAAAAACUAACAAGGAUCUUCACCAGUAUUCUUAUGAAAUCAUUGCUCGUCACGUCCUCGGUGCUAGCCCCAAACCAGUUGCCAAGUAA
Molecule: messenger RNA, 1236 nt
Organism: Spodoptera littoralis (African cotton leafworm)
Lineage: Eukaryota; Metazoa; Arthropoda; Insecta; Lepidoptera; Noctuidae
Source: the annotation of a GenBank genome assembly